GUGAAUGCUUUGUUUGUUUUUUUGACUCCUAUAAACUUCUGGAAUCGGAAAGAGGCGUGCGGUGCGUGCCACCUCUUGCUAUUAUUUGGUUGACUGAUCGAUUGGUCGGGAGCAAGCGCUCCCUCGUCCGCUCAUCGUCCCUCCGGAUCGCCAUGGACCUGGCCAACGGGCGACACGGCGCCCCGAAUGGCGGUGUCGCCGCCGGCGCGGAGGAGACGGUGGUGAGGAGGAGGAAGCAGAUGGAGCUGGUGCGGGAGGCCAUCCACGGCCUCCUGGACGAGAGGAGGAGGGACUGCCAGGGGGAAGAGAAGGGCUUGGCGGCCAGGCAGCAGCUGCAGGAGGAGGAAGAAGGCCUCCUCUCCUCGUUGCUCACCAAGCUCGAUGCACUGGAAGGAGAUCCAGAUUCGGGCAUUUCUGAACCACGCUCCCUGCACCCUAAUCACCAGCCACGGAAAGGCGAGAGCAGCGACGAGGAGGUGGGGCUCGCCGACGUCGCCAAGGACCUGAACAAGAUAAAGAGGCAGAACACGGUCACCCACCUCCUUCUCGGCGCCGUCAUCGUCCUGACCGCCGUGUGGCAGGUCAACGAGGUGUCGUUCCUGCUCUGGGUGCAGCGCAAGCUGAGCAACCCGUUCAAGUCCCUGGGGGACAUGAUCAAGAGCUCCCUAACGCUCAAGGGGAGGAAGCCGAUGAUCGAGUCGUCGCCGCUGCCUCCGGUCGGCGUCCCCGACAUCAGCCGGGCCGAUCUCCCGAUGCUCGUCAUCGGCAGCACUGAGGACAUGGACAGGUGAACAGUGAACUAGCUGUGUGGUAAUGCUAGGAGAAACAGGGAUAGCAUCCGUUUGUUGUGAUUGGAGUUUCAUUUGUUUGUUUUUCAGUUUGUCUAAUCAUCAAAGUUGGAAUUUAGCAGUACUACAAGAAUGUCAAUAGAACGUGCUUUUUUUUUGUUAGUUUGCUAACUAGUUUCAUUAGUGUUCUUGAAUAGCGCACCUGGAUUGAUUCUUGAACUGAAACUUGACCCCUUCU
Molecule: messenger RNA, 1026 nt
Organism: Panicum hallii
Lineage: Eukaryota; Viridiplantae; Streptophyta; Magnoliopsida; Poales; Poaceae
Exons: 2
Coding region: 153-791 (212 amino acids)
Source: RefSeq, a predicted model, not a curated record